AUGUCGGUUGAAGAGUCAUUAGAUAGUAUUAUCAACAACGAAAAACCAUCCCAACAUCAUAAAGUUACAAAAUAUCGUCGUCGCGAUCUAAGAAAUGGUCUUGCUGCGCGGAUGGAUACAAGAAUUACACCAAGACGGGAUUAUGGCCCACGUAUCCAACGAGAUGCUAUCAGAAGACAGGAGGAGCCACCGCUGGUCACCAAAAAAAGACUACGAAUUUCAAAAAUACCUCUCCAAACUUCUGACUAUCGCAUCGAAGAUCUCGUAAGGGAAAUUUCGAGUCCAACGCUUGUCAAUUUCUAUGACAAGAAAGAAGAGAGAGUCGCCGUUUUGGAAUUUGAGAAUGAAGCGCAGCUGGAAAAAGUUCAUGACGCAAUCAAUGGGAAAGUGGUGGACGAGGCAAAAGUCGUUACAGAGAUCUUCGAAAGUCAAAAGAGACAACAGAGACGCAAUCAAGGACGUGGUGAGCGUGGACCAAGGCGGUCACGUAAUGCAGACAAGGAAGAGGCACCCUCUCAGCCAACCGCUGACCAGCUCGACGCAGAGCUUGAUGCCUAUAUGAAGGACUGA
Lachancea mirantina is the source of this 570-nucleotide messenger RNA. The record is from the annotation of a GenBank genome assembly. NCBI's taxonomy places the organism in Eukaryota, Fungi, Ascomycota, Saccharomycetes, Saccharomycetales, Saccharomycetaceae.